Striga asiatica is the source of this 5542-nucleotide messenger RNA. The record is from the annotation of a GenBank genome assembly. Lineage: Eukaryota; Viridiplantae; Streptophyta; Magnoliopsida; Lamiales; Orobanchaceae.
AAAAUAAGCGAUGAGAUAAAUAUAUGAAAAUGGAAAAAGGGUAUUCAUUUAAAGUGGCACAGAUAGAGAGAGAGAGGAGAUAGAGAGUUUAGAGAGAGAAAGAGAGAGCAAGAGGAAACCUCAAGUGGGGGAGAGAGAGAAGCUGAGAUAGAAAUUGGGGAGAAGGGAGAAGGGCGAAGGAGGGGCAUUUCUGAAAAGAUCUCAAGCAGAGAUUUUUUUCCUUAUCCGGUGAAUCUUGAAUUUGUCUCCGGCGAUUCUUGUUGUUUUCCGGCGAGAUAUGCUCCGGCGACCGGCCUCUGAUGAGACGUCGGAUUAAAUUUCAGCAUCUGUGUGGUCGAGCUCGAGUUCAGAUUCUGAAGCGCGUGAAGGUCAGUGAUGGACAGAAACAGAGAAUCCAGGAGAGCUAGCAUCGUCGGCUCCAAUGGCUUCAAUCGGAGAAGGCACAGAACUAACAGCGUUAGAGACUCUCCAGAUGAAGAUGGGGGAGUGGAAUUACAGGAAUCUGUGAGGCUGAGGGAGAGAGUGAAGAAAGAUCGAGAUCGAGAUCGGGAGAGGGAGAGAGACAGGGAGAGGGAAAGAGAUAGGGAGAGAGAAAGAGAAAGGGAAAGAGAUUUGAGAGAGCGGUCCAGUCGGAGUAAAAGGAGGAGAGCCGAAAGACUGGCGAGCAACAGAGAUGACACCGGCGGAGAUGAGACCUCCGACGAGAGCCUCAACGACGACGAGGACGAGGAAUACGAAGAUAACGUCGGCGUCAGGAUGCUCUCUCCGGCGGUGGGUUCCGUUUCCAACCACCACAACCACCUCGUUCACGGUGGAGGCCACCAUCAUAGUCAGAGCAGUAGCUUUAGUCAACCACAACAGCACAACAGUAACAGCACUAGCAAUAUUGUAAGUAACAGCAGCCACCAUCUUCAGCACAGGAAAACCUUCCCUCCAAGCUCUUCUUCUUCAGCCAAGGUUCUGAGGGCGCCGCCUGUUUGGAAAUCCGGCGACGAGAUGAUAGGAGUCUCCGUUCCCAGAAAAGCUCGUUCUGUUUCCACGAAGAGGUCGCACGAUUGGAUCUCAAGCACCAGCAACAACAGCAGCGGCGGAGUUUCCGGCGGGGCAGAUCAGAAUCCGGCGCAGCCGUCAAGUUCUCCGGCGAGACCGACGCACGUUUCUGCAUCUCCUGUCACGCCCGCGGUGGCUCCACCGUCUCCAUCUUCUUCCAAUGCUUCCAUUCGAAAAAAGCCUAAACACAGCGCUAACAGCGCCGCCGGCCCUAAAUUAAAGCCGCCGAAAGUCUCAGCAUCAUCGUCAAAACCCAGCUCUUCAAACCCGGAGGAGCUUGAGAUUGAGAUUGCCGAGGUUUUAUACGGCUUGAUGACCCAGACACAAGGCCCAUCUACAUCAAAGAAAGAGGAAUCAAGAGAAGUUAAUCGGUUGAGCAUGGAUGCGAAGUCACAUAAUUCAUCUCCGAUCUCUAAUUCAAUUCAGAAUAACAAUAAUAAUCUCCCAGCCGGAGGAGCUAAUUCCGGCGCCCUUUCCGCCGUUGCCCCAAAGAGAAAGCGGCCGAGGCAGGUACCGGAAGUCUCGAAUUUGGGCGUACGGACAAAACCAGAAACAGAUCAGCCACCAAAGAGCGAAAUAUCAUCUCCUAAUGUGGAGAAAAUGCCGGGAUCUGCAGGUGAGAGUGCGUCUGAAGCCAUCGAGGGCAAUCCUGUCAUUUCACAAGGACAGGCAGCCGAGCCGCCUGUGUUAACAGCGCAAGUUUCAAUGAAGAUGGAAUCGGAGCUGAAGCCUGUGGCCAACGAAUUUAGGGAAAGCAGAAGUUUCAUCGCCAAGGAAGAUGUUAGCUCAUCUAAGGAGCAGGAAUCUCCUGCUGUGAGAGUCCAGGAUUCCAGUAAUAGGGACUCGCCAUCGGUAGCCACUUCUUCAUCUGCAGCUGAUACACCGACUAAUGCGUAAGUUAUUUGCUGAAAUAGGAAUUCAGAAUCUGCUCGUUUUGAAUCCGAAUUCAGGCACCCCCUCCACAAGUGAGAUCAUCGCCAGAAAGGGAAACCAAGAUUGAUUUGAGUGCUUCGGCCGCCAUUGUUGAUCAGAAGCCCCUUUUAUUGAAUCUCGAUAAAGAUAUGAAGCCGGUAGUGGUGUCGAAGGACACCGAGAACUACAAGGGUGAAAAUGGAAAUCCGAACAUUCUAUCGUUGAAUGUGGCAGCUGAAGAAAAGAAAUCUGAGGAGAGUGAAUCUAACAAGACAAUCGAGAAGAAGGCGAUAGAUACUGAUUUAAGUCUUGAUUUGGUGGAAAAGCCGGUAAGAGAAAAUGUGAGCUCUAGCGUUAAUGCGAACGGUAACAAAUCCCCAAUCCAGAUUGAAAAGCAACAAUUGCCUGCUAAGGCACCAAGCAAAGAAGAGCCUCCUUAUGAGAAACCUGGUCAUUCAACAAGCUCAGUGCCUUUACCCAUGUCCAUGGCUAGUUGGCCCGGUGGGCUUCCUCCUAUGGGGUAUAGUCGGUUUAAUUAUUGCCACAUACUUUUGGAAUUUCAAAUUGGCAAUAUCUAUUUUUUUUUAAGGUCUUUUUUUCUUCAACAACAGAUACAUGGCCCCAUUGCAAGGUAUGNUUGUUUAGCCGCUUUUUUCUCAACCACGACCAAAACGUUGUGCCACACAUUGCCACAUUGCCAGGAACAUACACUGUCUCCAGCAGUUGAUGAAGAUGAACCCUUUCUGGCCCGCUCCAUCCGGCCCAAUUUGGCCACUACUCCUUCCAGAGGUGUUAGUAGUAGUAGCAGUAGUGGCCAUGACAAAGCAAAACAAGCCCUUGCCUCUACCCCUAAUAAUAAUAUUGCUAAGGACAAAAAUUCUCAACCUGCUAAUAGUUCCGAAUCUGCACAAAGAAAACAGCAGCAGCAGCAGAUUUUGAUCCAGCAAGCUUUGCCCCCUGUGCCACCUAGCAAUUUACUUGCUCCAGCAUUCAUUUUCCCUCUAAACCAGGCCUCUCGUCCGCCAGCCGGAAAAUCCCCGACAACAGUGCCUUCUCCAAAUGCGGCCAUUACUGCCACAACAGCGCCAAUGAGCUUCAGCUACCCAAACAUGUCCCCAAACGAGACUACACAAUACUUAGCAAUCCUCCAAAAUAAUGCUUACCCUUUUCCAAUCCCACCAAACUAUCGAGGAGGAGGACCUUCGGCUGCUCAAGCCAUGCCUCUCUUCAAUGGCCCCUUCUACCCCUCACAGCUCAUCCACCAGUCAAAUGCGUCUGCUGCACCGAAUAAUAAUUCCUCAAAGCAUCAAAGGCUGCCGCCCCAGAACAAUUUUCCCUCCUCGCAACAGAAAGCUCACACCAAUCAUGGAGGUGAAGAUGCCACGUCAGCCAAUGAUAAUAAUCGCGUGUCACGAGGAGCUAAUGUGAAUAUGUACGGGCAAAAUUACGCUUUUCCCAUUCACCCGCAGAAUUUUGCUUUGAUGACAGCUCAUCCUAAUAAUCCGAAUGAGACAAAAAAACAACAGCCCCAUCAGCAGCAGCAGCCGGGAUUGCAUAAGUCUGGUGGGGGAGUCGAGACAUUGCCGCCACCUCAUACGUUUGCUAUGUCGUUCAACAACGGGGCUCCUCCUGAUAAUAAUAGGGUGCAAAACCCUGUUAUUUUCCAGAACUUUCCGGAAGCCGCACGGCAGAGUGUCCAAAUGAUGGCUGUUGCGCCACCGCAGAAGAGCUUCCGGAUUUCUGAGGAGGGUAAAUCCGUAAAUGUCGACACCUCCUCGUCCAAGGAGGACGAGAGAAAAAGCUUCGUGUCGUCUUCAGUUCAGGGAAAUACUGCUUCUCGACCCUCAAUGACCAGCGGCAUGACAUCAGCAAUGAAUGUGCCCAAUGCACACGUCCAAGUGCAAGCGCAGCUUCAUCAGCAGCAAAUGCUUCAGCUUAAACAGCAACAGCAGCAGCAGCAAAUGGCGGCGGCUGCUAAUGCCGUUAAUCGAGGCAAAGUGCCCGUGACCAACAACGGGAGCAUAUACUCUUCUGACCAUUUGACUUCCAAAUUUCAAAACACAAUCUCACCAUUCCCACAGAACAUCAUCCAGAGCAACAGCCCAAGCCCAAGCCCAAGCCCAUCUCAGUCUCCCCAAUGGAAGAAGGCGGGCCCACAAGCCCAAGGCCCAUCGUCUCUUGGGCCGACAGUUGUAUCAUCCAUGCACAAGAACAUCAGUCACCAGCAUUCUCGAACUCAAAUAUCCUUUGGAGGUAAUAAUCAAAAGCAAUCGGUAAUUAACUCACAAGGGCAACAACAACAAGCAGUGCCGCCACUGCCUUCUAAUAACAGCAAUCAAGUUGGGUCACCCACGACUUCUUCAAUUUCCAAAGGAGCAAAUAGUGGGAGCCCGAGAACAACUUCAUCCGCCUCAACAAACCACAAAACGGGCCACGGCCCAUCAUUUUCUACUCAGCAGCCCAAAAACUCGCCUUCCAUCCAGAAAUCGCCCUCGAUUCUCGGAAAUCAUCCUCAUGGGCCGAAAAACCAAAUGCAACAGCAGCAGCAUUCGCAGCCCAAGACCAUGCAGCAGCAGCAGCAGGCCCAGGCCCAGUUAUUCUUUUCGAGCCCAUAUACCCAAUCACAGCCCCAUUACUCAGCAAGCCCAGCUGUUACCAGCUCAAGCGGAUAUUACAUGACACAAAGACGGUCCAACGGGCCUGACCAGCACCAGCGAGGCCCGGGUGGUGCUCCUAUGAUGUCAUUAAGCACUACUACAGUCUCAAUGCCUAAUAAUAGCACAAAUGACCCAGCUUCAGCAAUUGCAGCAGCUACUUGUAAUGCGAAAGGCGGAGGUUUGCAGUUACAGAGCAUGAUGCAUGGGUCACCAUUUGGUGGCCAAUCGAGCGGGAUUUUGCCAGCUGGGUUCUCGUACGUACAUCCUGUGGCGGCUGGAGUUCAGGUGAAACCUGCUGAGCAAAAGCAGACUAACGGAAAUGACAAUUUGCAUCCAUGGCAGCCUGAGAAGAAAUGAAAAGGAUCUUGCAGUGGAAUAUCUGACCUGAUAAUGGUAUGAUGGCGUGCACGGCUCUUGUGGAGUGAGAAAAAAGGAUGGUGGUGAAUGUAGCUGGCCUGAAGUGUAUAAUGCUCUGUGAAAUCGAGAUGAAAUGUGUGUUUGUGUGUACACUCAUCUAUAUGUUGGCAGGGUUCUUGAUAGGUAAAUAUGCUAUUUUGAAACUGCAGGUAGUUUUGAUGGCUUUGGUAGGGAAGGUUAAUGAUAAUCAAUUAUUAUUAUUUUUUUUUUUGGUUUUGUUUUUGUAUGGACAAGAAGUUAGAUGUUAGAAAACAGAUGAGGAGUAAUUUGAGAAGAUAUUCCCAUCUGGGUUUUGGUUUUUAGGUAGUGGAAGUUCUUUUUUCAUUCUGAAGAAAAAAAAUAUAUAUCAUUUGUAUCUCAUGUUAGCUCUUUUACUGCUGCAAAAUUGUCUUUAACUUUUGUUCUGAAAUACUCAAAAGAAAAGUAGAAGUGAAAAAUGCUAGUAUUGAGGGUGUACAUAUUUGUUUAUGUGCAAGAAAAGAUUAAUCUCUCUCUCUCUCUCUCUC